AUUUUCAUUUCUUCAACUUCUUUCAGGUUCUCAGAUCCAAAACAUUCUAUAUUACGUAACUAAUUAUAUGGGCACCAAGAACAUUCAAGCCAAGCUGGUUAUUCUCGGGGAUAUGGGAACAGGAAAAACAAGCUUAGUCUUGAGAUUUGUGAAGGGCCAAUUCUAUGAUUACCAGGAAUCAACCAUUGGAGCAGCAUUUUUCACAGAGGUGUUGUCAAUAAAAGAUGCAAAUGUUAAGUUAGAUAUAUGGGACACUGCAGGACAAGAACGUUACCACAGCUUAGCUCCUAUGUACUAUCGUGGUGCAGCUGCAGCUGUCGUCAUUUAUGACAUUACUAGCAAGGAGUCAUUUGAGAAGGCGAGAAGAUGGACACAAGAAUUACUAAGGCAAGCAAAUCCUUGUAUAUUCACUGCAUUGGUUGGAAACAAAGCAGACCUUCAUGAGAAAAGGGAGGUCGAUAACGAGGUAGCAGAGCAAUAUGCAAGAGAAAAUGGGUUGCAUUUCUUUGAAGCUUCGGCAAAAACUGCACAGAAUGUGAACGAGAUCUUCCUUCAAAUAGCAAAGACACUGGCAACAACAUGCCCAUCUCGUACAACUGGAAUGAAAUUGCAAAACAGACAGCCAGGUCGAACAGGAAUGCUUUGUUGCCUCAAUUGAUACAUUCUGCACUUGCUGUUAAUGCGGAUCUGUUGAAUACAUUGCGGAUGCUUAAAAAAAUGCCAAGUCAGAGAAGGGUAUGAAAACACAUUUAGUGGAGACUUGACAAGUUGACAGAUACUAUUAUUAAUCAUUCCUAUUUGUAUUACUCCCUAUGUAAUUGUAUUUGAAUGUGUGUAUUAUAUACUGCAAUCUUGUUCGCUAAGCAGCUGUAUUUGUCUGUUAUCUUUCCUACUUCAUUGAAAUGGACAUGAUGACUGAUCUAUUUGACAGGCUCA
This is a messenger RNA of Amaranthus tricolor (Joseph's coat), 936 nucleotides long. RefSeq names its product ras-related protein RABF2a-like. The transcript has 8 exons. NCBI's taxonomy places the organism in Eukaryota, Viridiplantae, Streptophyta, Magnoliopsida, Caryophyllales, Amaranthaceae. Bases 68 to 658 code for a protein of 196 amino acids. The record is from RefSeq and is a predicted model, not a curated record. Gene Ontology annotation, molecular function: GTPase activity; GTP binding.